This is a messenger RNA of Xenopus tropicalis (tropical clawed frog), 2607 nucleotides long. RefSeq names its product methionine sulfoxide reductase B2 (gene msrb2). Gene Ontology annotation, molecular function: L-methionine (R)-S-oxide reductase activity; oxidoreductase activity, acting on a sulfur group of donors, disulfide as acceptor; zinc ion binding. NCBI's taxonomy places the organism in Eukaryota, Metazoa, Chordata, Amphibia, Anura, Pipidae. The record is from RefSeq and is marked provisional. Gene Ontology annotation, biological process: response to oxidative stress; protein repair. Gene Ontology annotation, cellular component: mitochondrion.
AGAGCAAGGAGAGAGCUUUGCAGCGAGCAGAGAGUGAGGAGCGCCGGGUAUCCCCUGCCAUUGCUGUAGCCCCCCAGUCCCUGUGCUGCCUGCACCAUGAGCCGGCUACUGACAGGCUUUAGACUGCUGCUGCGGGUCAGAGAGAUCUCCUUCCCAUCGGUGACUGCACAGAGACUGCAAGCCUGGAGCCGAGUGAGAAUGGCGCAAACAGGAGCAGAUUUAGGGUCUCUCACAAGAUACGACGACUCAGCAGUCUCCACUGACUGGCAGAAGAAACUCACUCCCGAGCAAUAUUAUGUGACGAGAGAGAAAGGAACAGAGCUGCCUUUCAGCGGUAUCUACCUGAACAAUACGGAGAAAGGGAUGUAUCAUUGCGUUUGCUGCAGCGCCCCGCUGUUCAGCUCUGAAAAGAAGUACAACUCUGGGACAGGCUGGCCUUCCUUCUCCGAGGCGUAUGGAGCACAGGGGGCUGAUGAGAGCAAUACUAAUGUACUGAGGCGGCUGGAUAACUCUCUGGGUUCCACAGGCACUGAAGUCAUUUGCAAAGAGUGCGAUGCGCAUCUCGGCCAUGUGUUUGAAGACGGACCUCCCCCAUAUGGCCAGAGGUUCUGUAUCAACAGCGUUGCAUUAACUUUUGCACCUAGUUCCAUGUAAUAAGUGGCAGUAAAUCAGUUUAUUUCCAUUGAGAAGGUUACUUGUUUAGUGUUAGCAUCAAACAGACCUUAAAGUGAGAUUCUAUUACAGUAUCACAUGUAUCUCUCAAGCCGGCCAUACAUGCUGUGAAACAGGUUACUUCCCAUUAAUCAUAUAAUAAUCCUGCAGAGUUCCCAUUGCCAUCAGCUGUAGAGAUCCAUCGGGGUUUGAUGGCAAUGGCCACAACGCACCAUGAACCAUAGACCUAGCAUCCACUCAUUGUUAUCAGUAUUUAUUCCUACAGAACCAGCAUUUUCCCCAGCACUUUGCAUGCGUGUAUAACAAACAGAAGUUACAGAAUAAAAAUGGGAAUAGGGGCCUACUCACAAGAGCUUACAAUCUAUGACCAACCUGAUUGCUGAUUGAUUAGGGCAGUUGACUAGGGUCAGAUCUGAUUACAAAGCAAUAUGGCUGGCAGUGCCCUGAAUAUGCAGAGAGAUGUGAUCAUUGGUUGACCAUGGUUUCCAUCUCACCUUAUUUUUUUAGGCUGGUGCCAGAUUUCUCAAUAAGUAACACAAACACAAAUGCUUUUUAACAAGCACAACCAUGAACACCCCGGUGUCUUCCAUAUUACAUGUCAAUUACUUUAGCUUAAUGCCCCAAUCACUUUUUCAACAGAAAAGUAAUUUUGUCCUCCCCUUUAUGAGACAGAGAAAGCUGUUGUCAGUGAGAUUGGAAUGCUUUUGAAAAAAUGGGAUUUACUAACAUUUCACUACUCCGAUGGCAUUUCCGUUAGCUAUUAGUAGUUAAGCACAUUAUAAAUAGGGCCUUUAAUGCUGCUCGACUUACACAGAUGCACCAACUCCAGCAUUUUUAUAUUCAGGGAAAUUGAAUCGUCUGCAAAAGAUGUGAAUCCUAUCUGUUUGCAUAUUGACAUUUUCAGUGUAUCUCUUUUGUGCUUAUGAUUUUGUUCCCCCAUUUUACCAGUUUUUCUUAAAUCGCCCUCUUUUCAGCUGAUCUGGCCAUUAUUACAGGUGCCAGUCGGCUCUUCUGUUGACACCCCAUGGAAGUCUCUGCCGUAACCAGUGUGGGCAGGUUUGAUAAUAGUAAUGUGAUUGUACCUACAGAACCAUUAUCCACCUGGUACCAAGCCAUAUGCCACCCACAGCCUUCAGAUAUGGAUAUUACUAAUCAGAAAUGCUGGUGUUUUCAGCUUUCAUACAGUGGAUAAUGAAAUAGAGUCUCACCUUGUGACCUGCAUGCUGCAUUGUAAAUCCGACUCCAUCAAAACAGAGCAUUAAUAAUGUGCCAUAUUGUGUGUUUUUAGUCUUUAUUCUGUACCAGGUGCCUGUCAGUUUUCACUAUUGCCAAAAAGUAUUCCUAGUUCUUAAAGUUACCCACCGUCUGCUGGGAGGACCCUCAUAUUUCAAUAUAUGAAGGGAUAUGCUAUGAAAAAAAAUUGUUAGAUAUUGAUUAAAUAGGAAACCACAAACACAAAAACAUUUAGAUUUUCUGAUGUCCCAGGCUUCCCCCAAUAGCCGAUGGGUGCCAAAUGGGUGACAUUUCGUAAAGGGUGUUUGGCUGCACACAGGCCAGCCUUAGUGUACUAAGCAACUAUGGGUUAAUGAGAAGCUAACUAACCCUAACGAUGUCACUUGAUAUGAUAAGGAGCUACAUCAAAACCUGACAUGUGUGCAGCCAUCCCAGAGUGCCACUUUGCACAUAUUUCUGUACAUAAACUCCAGUGUGUCAUUAGUACAAAUACAUUUAUAUACUGUAUUAAGAAGAUAAGUGUAUCAUAAAUAGUUUGGCUACCAGCCGCAAUCGCCAGCCUCAUCGCUUGACACUGAAUGAUGAAGAGAAACCAUUGUAUUUUGUCACUGUAAAUUUGUACAAAAAAAAAGUCUUUAUAUUCAAGAUGUGUUUAUAGCGGAUAUUGCUCAGAAUACUAAAUAAAGUGUUUUAUAAGUGAAA